AUGCCGCUUGGUCUCAACAACCCGCUGCCCUCUUCUAUGAGGAGCGAGUGCAGAAAGACGGGCAAGAUUCUGGCCUCGUUUGUCGAUCCGCGACAGGCUUUUGGGCCCGACAAGAUUAUUCCUCCGCAGGUUCUUGCCAAUGCAAAGGGCCUCGCAAUCCUCACAGUAUUCAAAGCCGGCUUCCUCGGCACUGCGCGAUUCGGAUCCGGUGUUGUAGUCGCCCGUCUCGCCGACGGAUCGUGGUCGGCGCCCUCAGCGAUCGGAACAGUCGGCGGCGGUUUCGGCGGACAGAUUGGCUUCGAGCUCACCGACUUUGUCUUCAUUCUCAACGAUGCGUCGGCCGUGAGGACGUUUGCACAGGCCGGGUCGUUGACAUUGGGCGGCAAUGUCUCGAUUGCAGCAGGCCCCGUCGGCCGAAAUGCGGAAGCAGCCGGCGCGGCGAGUUUGAAGGGCGUGGCGGGCAUAUUCAGCUACAGCAAGACAAAGGGACUGUUUGCCGGUGUCAGUUUGGAGGGCAGCGGCAUCAUUGAGCGAAGAGACGCCAACGAAAAGCUGUACGGUCGCCGAUGGACAGCGCGCGAGCUGCUCAGCGGACAGGUCCCCCCACCACCAGCCGCCGAACCCCUCCUUCGUGUCCUAAACUCGAGAGUCUUCUCCGGCAUAGGAGGCGCUGCUGCAGCAAAUGACAGCGCCAUGUACAACGACAUCCCCGUCUACGAUGACUCGCACGACAAUGUAGUGUGGCAAGGCCGUCAGGGAGAUGCAAUGGGCGAGGGUGUGCGACGAGACCGCACAGGCUCCGUGGGUACAGCACACGACGACUACCAGUACCGCGACCGUCCCCAGCGCUCUUCAACAUGGGCAGACGAUGUAUACGACCGCCAGCCGCAGUCUGCAGGCGUCAGCCGUUCCUUCUCCACACGCGCAAAUCCCAACGAGACUUUCGAUCGCUUGGAUGGAAGGACCCGUGCAUCGACGUUUGGCGACGACUACUCUUACAGCGACUCAAAACCUGGCCGACCAACAGCGCCGAAGCCAGUAUUCGGCGCCAAGAAGGCUGGUCUAGGGAACGAUCAGGCGAUCGCGAAAUUCACAUUCGACGCGGACCAGCCCGGCGACCUGGGUUUCAAGAAGGGCGAAGUCAUCACCAUCUUGAAGAAGACGGACAGUGAGACUGAUUGGUGGACUGGAAGAAUAGGCUCGAGGGAAGGCAUUUUCCCGAGCAACUAUGUCGAGACUGUAUGAAUAUUGCAGCGUCCGAGUACAUGAUCCAUCAAUACCCUUUACGAUUUUCCUUGGGCCGCAUGUUUGACUAGUCGCGCUGUUCAUGGAAAGAUACCACAAGUUCUGCGUAUUUGUUAGACUAGCGAAGAAUCGAUCACUUGCCAGGAGG
This is a messenger RNA of Parastagonospora nodorum SN15, 1393 nucleotides long. RefSeq lists its product as hypothetical. The record is from RefSeq and is a predicted model, not a curated record. Gene Ontology annotation, molecular function: phosphatidylinositol binding; actin filament binding. Gene Ontology annotation, cellular component: actin cortical patch. Gene Ontology annotation, biological process: actin cortical patch localization; actin filament bundle assembly. The transcript has 4 exons. NCBI's taxonomy places the organism in Eukaryota, Fungi, Ascomycota, Dothideomycetes, Pleosporales, Phaeosphaeriaceae. The coding region runs from base 1 to 1245 and encodes 414 amino acids.